UCUGCGGUAGAGGCGGCCGGGUCUCUUUAAGGCCCUGCUGCGCCUGCGCCUUGGGCUCUCCUGACGCGGCCGGGCCGGACCCUGGAGGAGCCAGCUGGCCGGCAGGCGAGGGGCUAGCGGCGAUUCCGACAGCGGUGGUACCGGGAGGGGUAGAUGAGGGUCGCGAGGCGGCCCUGAGCUUCUGAGUGAGCGUGGUGCUUUUGGGAAGGCGGGACGGGCGACCCGUGGAGCCAGGAGCGGGGCCGAGGCGCUGAGACGCGGCGGCGCGGCUGCCGGCUGGAUGGGAAGUUAAUGUUUACGGCGAAGUCUACUCAACGUUUCCAAGGUGGCGACAGACAAGGUUGCAGAAAAGCUGAGCUCUACUCUCUCAUGGGUGAAGAACACAGUAUCGCAUACAGUCAGUCAGAUGGCCAGUCAGGUGGCGAGUCCAUCUGCUUCAUUACAUACCACAUCCUCAUCUACCACACUAUCAACACCAGCCCUUUCACCAUCUUCCCCAUCACAGUUGAGUCCAGACGACUUAGAACUCCUGGCUAAACUGGAAGAACAGAAUAGAUUGUUAGAAACGGAUAGUAAGUCUUUAAGAUCUGUAAAUGGGUCAAGAAGAAACAGUGGCUCUUCUCUUGUGUCGAGUUCUUCAGCCUCUAGCAACCUCAGUCACCUUGAAGAAGAUUCUUGGAUUCUUUGGGGAAGAAUUGUUAAUGAAUGGGAAGAUGUACGCAAAAAGAAGGAAAAGCAAGUUAAGGAACUUGUUCGUAAAGGGAUACCCCAUCACUUUAGAGCAAUAGUUUGGCAACUUUUAUGCAGUGCACAAAGUAUGCCAAUUAAGGAUCAGUAUUCAGAACUCCUGAAAAUGACCUCGCCUUGUGAAAAAUUGAUCCGAAGGGACAUUGCUAGAACUUAUCCUGAACACAACUUUUUUAAGGAAAAAGAUAGCCUUGGACAGGAGGUUUUAUUUAAUGUAAUGAAGGCUUAUUCUUUAGUAGAUCGUGAGGUUGGCUACUGUCAAGGAAGUGCUUUUAUAGUUGGAUUGUUGCUUAUGCAGAUGCCAGAAGAAGAAGCUUUCUGUGUAUUUGUUAAAUUAAUGCAAGAUUAUAGACUUCGUGAACUUUUUAAACCAAGUAUGGCAGAAUUGGGCCUUUGUAUGUACCAGUUUGAAUGUAUGAUACAGGAGCAUCUUCCAGAGCUCUUUGUACAUUUUCAAUCUCAGAGUUUUCAUACCUCAAUGUAUGCAUCAUCCUGGUUUCUGACUAUCUUUCUUACAACUUUUCCACUACCAAUUGCAACAAGGAUAUUUGAUAUCUUUAUGUCUGAGGGUUUAGAAAUAGUGUUUCGUGUAGGAUUAGCACUUCUUCAGAUGAAUCAGGCAGAACUGAUGCAACUUGACAUGGAAGGGAUGUUACAGCACUUUCAAAAGGUCAUUCCACAUCAGUUUGAUGGUGUCCCAGACAAGCUAAUCCAAGCAGCUUACCAAGUCAAAUACAACUCAAAGAAAAUGAAAAAGCUUGAAAAGGAAUACACUACAAUAAAAACGAAAGAAAUGGAAGAGCAAGUUGAAAUUAAAAGGUUACGCACAGAAAAUAGACUUUUAAAACAGCGCAUCGAGACAUUAGAAAAAGAAAGUGCUUCCUUGGCAGAUAGAUUGAUACAGGGACAAGUGACAAGAGCCCAGGAGGCUGAGGAAAACUACCUCAUAAAACGGGAGUUGGCCACCAUCAAACAGCAGAGUGAUGAGGCCAGUGCUAAGCUGGAGCAAGCUGAAAAUACCAUCAGGAAGCUCCAGCACCAACAACAAUGGCAUAAAUGCAGUUCCAACUACAACGAAGAUUUUGUGCUACAGCUAGAGAAGGAAUUGGUCCAAGCCCGACUGAGUGAAGCUGAGUCUCAGUGUGCACUAAAAGAGAUGCAGGAUAAAGUCUUGGAUAUAGAGAAGAGGAAUAACUCCCUUCCUGAUGAGAAUAAUAUCGCAAGGCUUCAGGAAGAACUCAUUGCUGUGAAACUGAGGGAAGCAGAAGCCAUUAUGGGUUUGAAAGAACUUAGACAGCAAGUCAAGGAUUUAGAGGAACACUGGCAGCGCCACUUAGCUCGUACUACUGGGAAAUGGAAAGACCCACCGAAGAAAAAUGCUAUGAAUGAGUUACAAGAUGAACUGAUGACCAUUCGACUUAGAGAAGCUGAAACACAGGCAGAAAUAAGAGAAAUAAAACAAAAGAUGAUGGAAAUGGAAACACAGAACCAGAUCAAUAGUAACCAUCUUCGAAGAGCAGAACAAGAGGUGGUUAACCUACAGGAGAAAGUGCAGUAUCUUUCUGCACAGAACAAAGGACUCCUUACUCAGUUAAGUGAAGCAAAGCGCAAACAAGCAGAGAUUGAAUUCAAGAAUAAGGAAGAAGUGAUGGCUGUGAGGCUCCGGGAAGCAGAUAGCAUAGCUGCUGUGGCUGAACUACGACAACACAUUGCUGAGCUUGAAAUCCAGAAAGAAGAAGGAAAGCUUCAAGGACAGCUUAACAAGUCUGACUCUAACCAGUAUAUUAGGGAACUGAAAGAUCAGAUAGCAGAGCUGAAUCAUGAGCUCAGGUGCCUAAAAGGCCAGAGGGGCUUCUCAGGCCAACCUCCUUUUGAUGGAAUCCACAUUGUCAACCAUUUAAUAGGAGAUGAUGAAUCAUUCCAUUCCUCCGAUGAAGAUUUUAUAGAUAAUUCCUUACAGGAAACUGGUGUUGGUUUUCCUUUGCACGGAAAAUCUGGCUCGAUGUCUUUGGACCCCGCAGUGGCAGAUGGUAGUGAGAGCGAAACAGAAGACAGUGUGCUGGAGACCAGAGAGAGCAAUCAAGUGGUUCAAAAGGAGCGGCCCCCGAGAAGAAUAGAGUCGUAUUCAACCACUGUCUGACCAUCACUGUGACCUAGACUAUGGAUUUAUUUAAGGGAUCAGCUAUCAUAUGAUUAGGGAUUUUUGGAAAUAAUUUGUUUCAUAUGUACAUAUAUAUAUAUACAUAUAUAUAUAUAUAUUUUACAGUCUUAUCUGCCUUUUUAUCUUUGCCAAAUCUUUACCACUGACUUACCAUUGCCAUAAAGUAGACUGGUAUAUGGUUAAUGUGUAAAACAAAGUUCUAACAGUAUUACUGAAUAUUAAUGUUUCUUGUUUAGAAAAUGCAACUAUAUCUAUAUGGGGGAACCAUUUUGAAGUUCAAAACUAUGGAAAAUUGAGUUUUCUUCAGACAAAACUGCUCUUGUGCAAUAUUUUAUGCUCAGUGAGCAAAUUGUAUAUUUAUGUUUAUCAAUUUGUUCUCAAGGUGGCUGUCUACAGACCUUUGACCAAGACAUAUGUCUGAUUUACCUUGUGUUUUGUUUUUUUUAUUGUUGUUUUUUUUUUUUUUUAAGACAGAGAUCCACUCUGUCACCCAGGCUGGAGUGCUGUGGUGUGAUCUCAGCUCACUGCAACCUCCGCCUCCCGGGUUCAAGCAAUUUCCCUGUCUCAGCCUCCCAAGUACCUGGGACUACGGGUGCGCAACACCACGCGUGGCUAAUAUUUUGUAUUUUUAGUACAGACUGGAUUUCACCAUGUUGGCUGGGCUGGUCUCGAACUCCCGACCUCAAGUGAUCCACCCGCCUCAGCCUCCACGAUUACAGGCGUGAGCCACUGCACCCAGCCUAGCUUGUAUGUUUGUAUCUGGGAGGUUUUUUUUUUUUCCAUGAAAAUUAUUGAUGGGCCACUGAAAGUUCCCACACACAAAGACUUUAUAUAAUUUCAUAAACACAAAUUCAUGCUUAUCUGUUUUGAGAGUUUUAAGUUUUGUUUUAAUGUUUAACUUUUAUGUGCAUAUGAUGCUUCCAUGUGUUGGUUACCAGAGUAGUAGGUUAACUACAGACAUACUGUUUAUUUGUACAUAUUUAUAAAUCUGUACCACCUAACAUUGAACAUCAUUUUAUAUGAAGAACAUACAUGUUGCAAAAUGACUGCUUUUGGCAUCUAACAGGACUUCUGUAAAUAAUAGGUUAAAUGAAAAGUUAAAAAUAAAACACUAAUAUUUUAAGAGCUUUAGUAUUUUGCUUAGCAUUCAACACUAGCAGUUUCAUAACUGAUGCCUGUUCGAAAACACUUGGUGGAAUCUUAUUUUAUGUGUAUGUAACUACUAAAUUUUUCAUGACUGAAGAGGUUAUAGCACAUAUUAGUUAGUGCUGAUAUUCUACUGAAUAUAAUUUAAGUAAUGGGCUAAGGUCCAAGAAACAUAGCAAUUAUAUCUACAAAUAACCUAUGAACGUGAUCUUCAGAAUCUCUAGUUUUUGUUCUAUAGAUAAAGCCAUAAGAAUUCUUUCCUACCAGUUUUUCCUUUAUCAUUUAGAUAUUAUUUCCUAGAAAACAGGAUGCCUGUCACUGAUAAAUUAGAGAAAACACCCAAAUUAUACUUGCACUAUGGAAAGAUGACAUGAAUAUGUUGACUGGGUACUUUCUACUCUCAUUUUUGUUAGUCUAUGAAAAAAAAAUUUUUUUUUGUUAACCUAUGGAAAAAAGCCUUGGAAGAGAAAAGUAGAAUUCAGUAUGUAUGGAGGCACAGUUUUGCACAGUAUGUUGCGUGCGGAGAAAAAAAUUAUGAAAUAGAGUAAAAGAGAUAUGUAGUUUUCUGUCAAAACCUAGGACUUAAGCCUUCAGGUGCAUUUUGAACUAGGCUUUCCAGCAAGGUUUCUAUAGGUAUUUGCUUGCCUGAGAAAUGAAAUUGAAAACAUGCCCCUGUGUCUAGUCCGUAACACCAGGCUAAAUUCUGGUAGUUCAAUAACUUACCUGUGGUUACAAGCUAGUAAGUAGCAGAGCCAAGAUUUUUUUUAAUAUGGAGACAGUUGUCUUACCAUGUUGUCCAGGCUGGUCUUGAACUCCUGGCCUCAAGCAGUCCUCCUUCCUCAGCCUCCCAUAGUGUGGGGAUUACAGGUGCGAGCUACCGCACCCAGUGAGAGCCAAGAUUUUAAUCUAGAUCUCCUUAACACCAAAGCUUUUGAAAAGGUUCAGCUGAAGAAUUUCUCAAUUCCCUAUUUUGUUUUGUUUUUUGAGAUGAAGUCUCACUCUGUCACCCAGGCUGGAGUGCAGUGGUGCGAUCUUGGCUCACUGCAACCUCCGCCUCCCGGGUUCAAGCAAUUCUCCUGCCUCAGCUACCAAGUAGCUGGCACUACAGGUGCACGACACCACGACUGGCUAAUUUUUGUAUUUUUAGUAGAGAUGGGGUUUCACUAUGUUGGCCAGGCUGAUCUCAAACUUCUGACCUCAGGUGAUCCACCCACUUUGACCUCCCAAAGUGCUGGGAUUACUAGGCGUAAGCCACCACACCUGGCAAUUCCCUGCUUUUUUGACAAUGUAAUUUAAAUAAAUUUGAUUUAAAUGUUUCCUGAAUAUAUAUACAGAUAGAUAUAUGAGUAUCAACACUUACAAGCUCUACACAGUUUAUAAGUGUAGAUACUACUUACUCGUAGGAUUGUCUUGUGCUUUGGGGAUUUUUCGUUCGGAGUUCUAUACUAUCAGCUCAAAAGGCUAUCGAUGCCCAAGUGAAGUGAGAUGCUUCAUGGCCACAUUAUUGCUUUGACCCUCACAUCAAGAGAUCUGAAUGACCUAGACUAGGGGUCAGCAAACUGCAGCCUACAAGCUAUUCCAGUCAGCUGCCAGUUUUUACUUUUUUAAAUAGUUGGGGGAAAAGUUCCAAAGACUAAUAUUUUGUGUCACAUGAAAAUUAUAUGAAAUUUAAAUUGCAGUGUCCAUAAGUAAAGUUUUAUUGGGGCACACCCAUCCUCACCCUUUUAAAUAUUGUGUAUGGCUGCUUUGUGCUACAGUAGCAGAGUUGAGUCAUUGCGAGGGAGACUGUAUGGCCCAGGUAGCCUAAAAUAUUUAUCUGAUCCUUUACAGAAAAAGUUUGCUAACCCUUGAUAACAGAUACUCUAAAAUGCAGGUUUUUCUUCUUCAGUUUAACUCAGUGGUAGGUCAAAUUGUUUGCUCUUGCUAUUAAGCUUAUGAUUUGGAAACGUAAAAUUUCAUGGUGGAUCUUAUGCUCAGAACUAUUCAAAAGGGAAAACAUGCCAGCCAUUUUAUAUGAUGAAGUCUCUUAUUCCAUAGAAAAUUGUAGAAAGAUAUCUGUAUCUUUCGAGAAGGAGAAACAAAGGAAAGAAUUCCAGAAUCCCAUCACUGUUCUUUAAAGCAUGCAUCACAGACCUUUAAGGGUAUACUUUAUUGAGUAAAGGUUAUCAUUUGACUUUAAGAUAAGAAAUUUUCAGAAUCAUGUUUGAAUUCUAAACUUUGAUAUUCUUAAGUACCAUUUCUGAUUAGGAAUUAGGUGUUAAAGGAAUCAUGGUAAGGAAACCUUAAUUCGUUGAAACUCUUGUAAUUUGGACAACAGAAAACUAGAAAUAACACUCUUUUCUUUGAAGAUCUGAUUCAAAUACACCUCAGAAGAGUUUAAAAUCUUCCAGGCCUUUAGGAUGCAAUAGGAUAUCAUGCCCUGGUUUGACUCCUUUUCAUUCAAAUUAAUGUAAGUAUGUUGUUCCAGACUUUGAAGCAUUGAACAAUGUUCUCUUGAUAAAUUUUAUUUAAUCUCUGACACUUUGUGAUAUUUAAAUGUUGUUAAGUUAACACUUAGAGUUGAGUAAUAUUCAGGGGAGAAAAGUGAAUGAAAUGACUCAUAAUAAGAAAGCUUGCUCCCUUGGGAUAAUUACAUUCCUGGUGUCAUUGCCAUCCUGGGUUGACAAGUUGCGAGUAUAGGAUACAAGUGAUGUGAAUAAAAUGGAAAUUGCAUUGAGUUAAUGAAACAGACACUUUUAGAUCAAGAAAACACUUCAACAGCCUUUUUAAAAAUUGGCACACUCCUGUAGUCCCAGCUAUCCAAGAGGCUGAGGCAGGAGGAUCACUAGAGUACAGGAGUUUGAGGCUGUAGUGUGUAAUGAUCACACCUGUGAGUGAAUAACCACUGCACUCCAACCUGGGCAACAUGGCAAGACACUAUCUCUUUAAAAAAAAAAAAAAUUUUUUUUUCUUCCUGGGAAAAGAAGUCAAAGAUAUAACUUUACACAAUUUCUACACCCACUGCCUUUUUGUUUGUUUGUUUGUUUGUUUUUUGGCUAGAUACUAGGUAUUCAGUGUUUGCUAACUGAGAUGUCAGGUUUCAACUAAUCGGCCAGUUAUUUGGGAAGGAGAAAAACUUUUUCUCAGCUCUGAACAUGAUGCAGCUUGUUAACUCUCCAGAUAGUGCCUUUGAUUGAAAAUAAGGUCUACACCUUUUUAAGUAUAUUAUAUCUGACAUCAUAAGAAAUAAUUUAGUUCCUUAUUCUCAUUUAUCUUUUAUAUAAUGCACUGUAAUAUUCAAGUUUAAAGUAAAAUAAGUAUAUGAAUUAUAUUUUGGUAAAACUGUUUCAUGACCAGCUUGAUUAAUGUACAUUGUACAUUAACAUACCAGACAUUGACAGCGAACAUUUCAUGAAAUCAAUUAUUUGCUUAUUAAAACAAUGAGUAUUAGCUUGAAAGUUAUUGCUGCUCUAUUAUUAACAAAACUAAGUUUUAAAAAUUAAUUUUAAUUCUACUGAAAUUCAAUUUCUGGUUAAAGAUAUAGUGGAUGCUAUUUAUGAUCCAAGUUUUUACAUCACAUCCAUUGAUCUGCCUAUCCUUUCUUUUCACUCCAAAGAGGAGAUGAUAGAAUAAUACAUUCAAUAUACUACCAAGAAGCAAAGUUAUAAUGUGUUUCAUUUUAUGGUUGGAAUUUUUUAUUGUAACAUUGUAUGAUAACCUGAAAUGUUUACUUGUGCCUUUGCUUUAAACAAUUAAAGUUUUCCAUUUUAUAAGAA
This is a messenger RNA of Rhinopithecus roxellana (golden snub-nosed monkey), 7809 nucleotides long. It is a transcript of the gene EVI5, whose product is annotated as ecotropic viral integration site 5. The transcript has 20 exons. The record is from RefSeq and is a predicted model, not a curated record. NCBI's taxonomy places the organism in Eukaryota, Metazoa, Chordata, Mammalia, Primates, Cercopithecidae. The coding region runs from base 407 to 2887 and encodes 826 amino acids.